AUGUCUUCAACCACUAGAGCUACACCUGGUGAACUUGCAUCUCCAGAAGCCUAUUGGCGCGAUCGUCAGAGGUGGCUUCUCGAUCACGGUUAUAUGCUUCGGCCGCGGUACAGGACGGACUGGAAACCUUCAUGGCUUGGAACAGACAAAGAAUAUUUUGAUUGCGAGGAUAGGCAUCCCGCGAGCCAUGCGUACAUCUUGGACGCAGUCCGCGAGAAGGAUGGGACAGUGGUUAUACUCAAGAAAGUUAAGAAGCGAAACCACUCCGAUCCUAUCUUCGAGGUCCUGCAAGAUCCCCUCGAUGACGACAUUGUCUUAUUAGUGAUGCCAUUGCUCCGACUUUACGAUGAUCCCAGGUUUGAAACAGUUGGAGAGGCUGUCGAAUUUUUCCGUCAAAUGAUUGAGGGAAUGGCUUUUAUGCAUAGAUAUCGUGUCGCUCAUCGCGACUGCAGCCAACUAAAUACCAUGAUGGAGCCCACGAUGUAUCCAGACUUGUAUCAUCCGCUGUUAGACACCGAGAAGCCGGAUCUCAGCGGAUCUGCCAAGUGCUAUACGCGGAUACGACGACCUACAAAGUACUACUACGUGGAUUUUGGAUUGUCUAGGAAGUACGAUCCGAAAGACAGUCCUUCUUUGGAGCUCCCAAUCCUAGGCGGGGAUAAGAGUGUUCCGGAAUUUCAGGGAGAAGGUUAUAACAAAGCGAGUGAUCCCUUCGUUACCGACAUCUACUAUCUGGGAAAUUUGAUGCGACAGGGCUUCUUUGAGAGGUAUCGCAGAUUGGAGUUCCUGGACUCUCUCAUUGCCGACAUGGUGCAAGAAGAGCCAGGGAAGCGUCCGACAAUUGAUCAAGUCGCUGAUCGCCUUGCCGAAAUUCAGUCGAAGUUAUCAUGGUGGAAGCUUCGCCCGCAAAUCGUCCGAAGGCAUAAUGGGAUGUUUGUACGCUUUCUGAAAAGCAUGAGGCAUGUAUACCGUACAGCUGGAUAUGUUAUUAUGCGUCUUCCACCAGUACCCGUUCUCUCGUAG
Molecule: messenger RNA, 1023 nt
Organism: Sparassis crispa
Lineage: Eukaryota; Fungi; Basidiomycota; Agaricomycetes; Polyporales; Sparassidaceae
Exons: 6
Coding region: 1-1023 (340 amino acids)
Biological process (GO): protein phosphorylation
Molecular function (GO): protein kinase activity; ATP binding
Source: RefSeq, a predicted model, not a curated record